Molecule: messenger RNA, 4643 nt
Organism: Thunnus maccoyii (southern bluefin tuna)
Lineage: Eukaryota; Metazoa; Chordata; Actinopteri; Scombriformes; Scombridae
Gene: abcg2d
Product: ATP-binding cassette, sub-family G (WHITE), member 2d
Exons: 16
Coding region: 84-2090 (668 amino acids)
Cellular component (GO): plasma membrane
Molecular function (GO): ABC-type transporter activity; ATP hydrolysis activity; ATP binding
Source: RefSeq, a predicted model, not a curated record
CAGCGGCACUCCUGAAGGCUGCAGCAGGACUCAGUACCAGCAGCCUUCUCACAGCUUCACAGCCUGGGUGCUCGCUGCAGAGGAUGAUGGAGCGAGCCAAUCACGUCAACAUUGCAAUGAUAGAAGACACUGGCACCAACGGGACGGCCAGGUCAAAGGCCGUCACAUCCAUGGAGCAGGUCAAGCAGCCGUGUGGAUCCACCGUGAGCUUCCACAACAUCCAGUACAAAGUGCAGCUAAAGAGCGGCUUCCUCUGCAAACGAAAAACCAGUCCCAGAGAAAUACUGGUGGACCUCAAUGGGAUUAUGAGACCUGGCCUGAACGCAAUUCUUGGACCAACUGGAAGUGGGAAAUCUUCAUUCUUGGAUAUUCUGGCUGCAAGGAAGGAUCCUUCAGGUCUCUCAGGAGAAGUUCUCAUCGACGGAGCACCACAGCCUCCGAACUUCAAGUGCCUCUCUGGUUAUGUGGUUCAGGAAGAUGUGGUCAUGGGCACCCUGACUGUGAGGGAGAAUCUGCGUUUCUCUGCAGCGCUGCGUCUGCCCGGCUCUGUGCCACAGAGUGAGAAAGAGGCUCGAGUCAAUCACCUCAUCAGAGAACUGGGACUCACCAAGGUGGCUGACUCCAAGGUGGGCACACAGAUGACCCGGGGAAUCUCUGGGGGAGAGAGGAAGAGGACUAACAUCGGUAUGGAGCUGAUUAUUGAUCCUUCAGUUCUCUUCCUGGAUGAACCGACCACAGGACUGGAUGCUAGCACAGCAAACUCUGUCCUGCUGCUGCUGAAAAGAAUGGCCAGUCAUGGAAGAACCAUAAUCAUGUCCAUCCACCAACCACGAUACUCCAUCUACAGACUGUUUGACACUCUCACCUUGUUGGUUAGUGGCAAGAUGGUGUACCAUGGACCAGCGCCGAAUGCUCUGGACUACUUCACCAACAUUGGAUACCCCUGUGAGCCCCACAACAACCCAGCUGACUUCUUUCUGGAUGUUAUUAAUGGAGACUUCACUGCUACAACCAUGACUAAAGUGCACAGCUCUGAAGAUUUGGACUUUGAGGAGCUCAGCAGCUCCAGGCAGAGCAUCGAGGAGCGUCUGAUAGAGGAGUACAAGAACAGCAGCUACUCCAGUGACACGCGGGCCGAGCUGGAACGCAUCGUUCAAGAUAAGGAGUGUAUCUCGCGUCCCAAAUCCCGCACUAUCACCUACAACAGCUCCUUCUUCCACCAGCUGCAUUGGGUGCUUAAGAGAACCUUUCAGAACCUGAUGUUGAACCCACAAACAUCCGUGGCCCAGCUGGGAGUCAACAUCUUCCUCGCUCUGAUUGUAGGAGCCAUUUUCUUCGGGGUCAAAGAUGAUCAAAGUGGCAUCCAGAACAGGAUGGGAGCCCUUUUCUUCAUCACCACCAACCAGUGUUUCAGCACUGUGUCUGCAGCUGAGCUCUUCAUCAUUGAGAGGAAACUGUUUGUGCACGAGUACAUCAGUGGCUACUACAGAGUGUCUGUCUACUUCCUCUCUAAGAUCUUGUCUGACAUCACUCUGCGCACCGUCACCUCUGUUAUCUUCAGCUGUAUUGUCUACUUCAUGAUCGGCUUGAAAUCCACAGUUGCAGCCUUUUUCAUCUUCACGCUGACAGUAACUCUUGUGGCCUACACAGCCACAGCCAUGACCAUGGCCAUCUCAGCUGACCAGACCGUUGUGGCUCUCGCCAACAUCUUCAUGACCAUCACCUUUGUCUUCAUGAUGAUUUUCUCAGGUCUCUUGGUGAACCUACCCAGCAUCAUGGACUGGCUGGCUUGGCUGAAGUACUUCAGUAUUCCUCGCUAUGGCCUAGCAGCCUUGAAGAUCAAUGAGUUUGUGGGUUUAAAGUUCUGCGAAGAGGCCGUUAUCCGAAACACCAACACGUCUGCGAUAAUGACCAACUGCAGUAUGAGCACAGUCGGUUUGACAUGUACAGGAGAACAGUACCUGGACUACCUGGGAAUACAGUACACCGCCUGGGGACUGUGGGAGAAUCAUGUGGCCUUGACUAUUAUGACAAUCAUAUUUCUUAUCAUCGCCUAUCUGAAGCUACGCUACAUUAAGAAGUUCACUUAAAAGGAUGAAUCUGCAUUUUUCUUUUUUUCUUUUUUUUGUCCUCAAAGAACCAGGCCAGUAAAUGUUCACCUAAUAUUUCAGCAUUAAUGGAAUAGUUUCACAUUUUGGGUAAGGUGAUUUGGUUGGCUUUCUUGCAGAGAUGAGAAAAUUCAUACCACUCUCAUGUCUGUACCUUAGGAGCUCCUGCUGGGAGGUGAUUAGCUUAGCUUAGCUUGGCUUAGUAUAAAGACUAGAAGCAGGUGGAAACGGCUAGCCAUGUUCUCUCCAAAGUUAAAACUAUAAUAAACACCUCUAAAGCUCAUGACUUAACACAUUAUUUCUAAUUUUUAAAUCUCUAUACAAACAGAAAUGUAAAAAACGAAGGCGUGGUUUUGAAGGCAGUUAUGUGCUGUAACUGUGUUUGUAGUUUGUCUGUUGAUAAAUUGUUGUUUUUCAAGAAAUAGUUGGACCACAGAAUUCCCCAUAAAAUCGCAAGUGGUGAUUUUUACAUUUCAUUUGAUUAGUGAGCUUUGUAAGUGCUGGAAGCCUUUUACUUUUCACUUUGAACUGAUUCUGUCUCCCCCUGCCUCCAGCCUUUAUGCUAAGCUAAGUUAACCACCUCCUUGCUCGGCUUGAUCUCCAGAAUGGUCAUUUGGGGGGUAACAGUAGCUAGCUGUAAACUAGCUGUAAACACAACAUUGACAUAUUCACCUCAUAAAGUUGAUAUGGCUACCAUGCUAGUAUACAGCUUCACACUGAGCAGACACAGGCAGGGCUGCAUUAGCAUUGAUUUGGAGUCGUGUUUGUACAAAUGUAAGUCUAUUCAGUCUCUGUUAGCUCUGUUUUGGUGUCCACAAACUCUUGAGGAAUUUAUCUUGCUCUUUAGCUGCUAAAUUCUCCACUAUUUUCACCAGCUAGUUACUAACUUUAUCUGUGUGUGGUUUGGUGCUGGCGAUAGUAGCAUACACUGAGUUUAUCAGAGCUUUUUCACUGAAAACAGCUGCAAACUGCCAGUCAGAGUGAUGACAGUAAAUACAAUCAGGAGAUGAGAGUGGUAUCAAUCUUCUCGGAAAGAAAGCAGACAAGCAUAUUUCCCAAGAUGUCAACCCAUUCCUCCAAAUGUGCCUCUAGUUUGCAUGUAAUUGGUUUCAGUUUGGGUAAAAUACAAACCUGAAUGUAAGCAUUGACUCCAAAAUGUUAAAUUUACAACUAAUGACACAAUAUACAUUAUCUGAGUGGACUUUUAAAACCACCAAGAGAAUUUUCUGAAGUGAAAACAUGAAAUGCACCAAAAUAGAAGUUUCGAAAUUUUCACAGUAAUAUGGAUCAACUGUAUGUGUGCUUCUUACAGGUUUAUAUUUCAAACAUAACUGUGGUUAUUUAUGAAUAUUUACAUUUGAUGUAUUAUUUUAAAAUCAGACUACUAUUCUACUAUUUUUUCUAAUUUUUCCUGUAGUCUUGAUUUUUUCCCCGCUUUUGGACAAUUUCCAAAUUACACUGAAUUGAAUCAUUCUUGAUUUUACCUCAACAGUGAUUAGCUACUUGUAAUUGUAGAUAUUGUAGAAUUAAAUCAGGUAGAUGGUAUUUAUACGUUUACUUUUUCUAUUGUUCCAGAGAAAACUUGUAUACAUACAUAUAUAUUCUGAUGCAAGUACAUGUAUAAACAUUUUCAUGUAACCUUGGUCUUAGUAGUGUUUUUUCAUUGCAGUCACCCAGUUUACACAGUUUGGUGUUGAUCUACAGUAACUCUGUUGUAAAGCUUUAUUUUAUGAGUCUGUAAUUUCCUUUUAGUUUCCAAGGAAGUUUUCUGUAAAAAAAAACAACAAUGUAAUUUAGUAGUUUUGCAAUAUUAAUUGAUGCACUUAAAAUCAGUUGGUACAAAUUAAUUGCGAGCGUAACCUGCAGCAGGUAAGCUGAACAGCUGAUGUGCAAGAGUGAAAUAAGUUUACAGGCAAGCAUACAAUUCAACAUAUAUGAAGAAUAAUGUGCAAUAAUACACAAAUAAUGAAUAAAUAUUUACUUGUAUUUAAAAUCCGUUUUUCUUUCAAAGAAACUCUGGACAUGAACAACUUAUUAUAAACUUAAUACAGCUAAAUAGUGACUGAAAUAUCAGAAUUUGUCUGUUUUUUCAUAUAAUUAGUGUGAGAUUAUAAAGUGCUUUUCAUUAAACUUUUCAGAGAAUGUUUAGGAUAUUACAGACCUUUGCUGAAUACAUAAAUAGUGCAGCAUUUACACAUCAGUCGACAUAUUUUUGGACAGAUUCCUCUGGUUUAAAUCUGCAGCCAUAAAGAAAUACUGCAUAACUGAAAUUGGUAAAAUAAAUCUUGGAAAAAAGAUAUCUUGGUAUCUUAAACACUAACUUGUAUUUUCAACAUUUAUUAUUUCACUAGGCUUCAUAUCUACCCAUAUAGAUUCACAGCAUCACCAUGGAAAUACAUUCAAUAAACUGCUACUUUUAGUCUCUAUAUGUACUUUUAACUAUUAUCUGAUGUUAUCUAUCAAUAACUCAUUCUAAAUAUACAGUAUAUGGUAUGUAGUAUAUACUAUAUAUUUUCAAUAUAGAUAAUCUUCCAG